CAGACAGCGGAAGGACUUCAGCAGCAGCCACCUGGCCUAUGGCAUCCUGGACCGCCCACCGUGGUACCUCUGCAUCUUCCUGGGGAUCCAGCACUUCCUCACAGCCCUGGGCGGCCUCGUGGCCGUGCCGCUCAUCCUGGCCAAGGACCUGUGCCUGCAGCAUGACCCCCUGACCCAAAGCUACCUCAUCAGCACCAUUUUCUUCGUCUCAGGCAUCUGCACCCUCUUGCAAGUGCUUUUAGGGGUCAGGCUGCCCAUUCUUCAAGGAGGGACCUUCGCCUUCGUGGCCCCCUCUCUGGCCAUGCUCUCCCUUCCUGCCUGGAAAUGCCCAGAGUGGACUCUCAAUGCCAGCCUGGUGAACACCAGCUCUCCCGAAUUCACCGAGGAGUGGCAGAAGAGGAUCCGAGAGUUGCAGGGCGCUGUCAUGGUGGCUUCCUGCAUCCAGAUGCUGGUGGGUUUCUCGGGCCUCAUCGGCUACCUCAUGCGUUUCAUUGGCCCCUUGACCAUCGCUCCAACCAUUUCCCUCGUGGCCCUGCCUCUCUUCGAUUCUGCUAGCAAUGAUGCCGGAACCCACUGGGGGAUUUCUGCCCUGACCAUCUUCCUCAUCGUGCUCUUUUCUCAGUACCUCAAAAACGUCAUGGUUCCUGUGCCCGUUUAUGGAGGAGGGAAGAGGUGUCACAUCUCCAAGUUCAACCUGUUUCAGGUCUUCCCUGUGCUGCUAGCUCUGUGCCUCUCGUGGCUCUUUUGCUUCGUGCUCACUGUUACCAACACCUUCCCCGAGUCCCCCACGGCCUAUGGAUACAUGGCCCGCACAGACACCAAAGGCAGCGUUCUGAGCCAGGCCCCCUGGUUCCGCUUCCCUUACCCAGGACAGUGGGGCCUCCCCACCAUCAGCCUGGCUGGAGUCUUCGGAAUCAUCGCCGGAGUGAUCUCCUCCAUGGUGGAGUGUGGGGAUUAUCACGCCUGCGCCGGGCUGGUUGGGGCCCCCCCGGGGCACGCCAUCAACCGUGGUAUUGGCAUCGAGGGCCUUGGCUGCCUGUUGGCAGGGGCCUGGGGAACUGGGAACGGUACCACGUCCUACAGCGAGAACGUCGGGGCGCUGGGCAUCACCAGGGUCGGGAGCAGGAUGGUGAUUGUCGCUGCGGGCUGUGUGCUGCUCCUGAUGGGCAUGUUCGGAAAGAUCGGGGCGGCUUUUGCCACCAUCCCUACCCCCGUGAUCGGAGGCAUGUUCCUUGUCAUGUUCGGAAUCAUCAGCGCCGUGGGGAUCUCCAACCUGCAGUAUGUGGACAUGAAUUCAUCUAGGAACCUCUUCGUGUUUGGCUUCUCCAUCUUCUGUGGGCUCGCCGUCCCUAACUGGGUGAACAAGAACCCUGAGAAGCUGCAGACAGGAAUUCUCCAGCUGGACCAGGUCAUCCAAGUGCUCCUGACCACAGGCAUGUUCGUUGGUGGGUUUCUGGGCUUUGUCUUGGACAACACCAUACCUGGCAGCCUGGAGGAGAGAGGCCUUUUGGCAUGGAGUGAAAUCCACGAAGAUUCUGAGGAGACUCCAAAGGCCUCAAAAGUCUAUGGCCUUCCCUGGGGGAUUGGCACCAAGUUCUGCACAUCCUCAUGUACCCGAAUCCUCCCCUUCUGGCCCAGGAUAGACCACCAUGGAGAUGAGGUGGGAGCGAGCCAGCUCACUCUAUGUUCCCAGACCUCCUCUGGAAAGCACCCAUCAGAAACCAAGAUGUGAAUGGAGUGGCCCCACCCCAUCUCCUCAUAGCCAAACCCUGGCCUGCAAAAUGCAAAACUCUCUGUUCACAAAUAGUCACUCAAGAGUCCUUCCCAGGACCUUCCACACCUGGGUACCGUGGUGAGCACACAGCGUUGAUGAAGACCAUGAUCAGUAUGGAGCUGGCCUCAGGGCAUCCUUCUGCUGUCUCAUGGCUCCAGAGUGGACGAUGGGUCUGGGGUCUCCACAGAAGCCUGCUCAGCAAUAUUUUGGUGGAUCAGGAGGAAGAGGCACAUUGUGAGACAAGGGCAGGCUUUUUGCUGAAAGGUGAUGAGGCCAGGCAGCCUGUAAUCCCAGCCAACCAAGAGGCUUCCCAGGAGGGCCAUAGACUCAUUAGUGCUACAAACGGACUUUAGGGCUAGCUGGGUAACUUUGCAAGAUCCUGUCUCAAAAUAAAAAAAGCAAGCUAGGGGUGCUAGAGAGAUGGCUCAGUGGUUAAGA
Rattus rattus (black rat) is the source of this 2212-nucleotide messenger RNA. Its product is annotated as solute carrier family 23 member 1-like. Gene Ontology annotation, biological process: transmembrane transport. The record is from RefSeq and is a predicted model, not a curated record. Lineage: Eukaryota; Metazoa; Chordata; Mammalia; Rodentia; Muridae. Gene Ontology annotation, cellular component: membrane. Gene Ontology annotation, molecular function: transmembrane transporter activity.